This is a messenger RNA of Marmota monax (woodchuck), 3720 nucleotides long. RefSeq names its product fatty acid hydroxylase domain containing 2 (gene Faxdc2). The record is from RefSeq and is a predicted model, not a curated record. Bases 506 to 1597 code for a protein of 363 amino acids. Gene Ontology annotation, molecular function: C-4 methylsterol oxidase activity; iron ion binding. Gene Ontology annotation, biological process: sterol biosynthetic process. NCBI's taxonomy places the organism in Eukaryota, Metazoa, Chordata, Mammalia, Rodentia, Sciuridae. The transcript has 10 exons.
UGCCUUCCACCAUCCGAUUCCCAAAUCUUUUAUUAACCUGUCCCCUACAAGAUGGGGACAUUUUCUUAAGUAUAGAAGAGGAAGGGAGUUUUUUAAAAGAAAAAAGAAAAGAAAAGAAAAAGAAAGGAACCCAGACCAGUGACUAAAUGCACUUUAUUCAGGCUCUUGUUAGAAGUGUGUGUGUCCUCUCAGUUUUAAGGACAUGCCUUUUAGAAAAAAAGGGCAUUUUGUCUUCAGUCCAAACAGACCCAAACUUUUUUUCUCAUCACGUGCCUGGCUGGAGCCAGUGGGAGGCUUUGUAAUGCAAUCAGAUCUCUAGGGCCAGCCUCCUGACCCACCCAAAUAACAACAGGGUAAGCCGGCAACAGACACUUGAGCACUUUUAAAGGGAAGAGAUCCAGGCUUGACUUCUCACCAGGACCUUGGAGAAGCUUGGGAACAGCCCACCACAGAGCCAUCCUCAGACGCAUGCUUGUUCCUGGCUAUUAUGAGUAGCAGUGGCUGAAUGAGGGUGUGCCUCAGCUGCCCCACGCAGGAUUAUAGGAGUCCAUGGAAGAAUCUAGCCUGGAAAAAGAUGAAGGGAGAGGCUGGGAACGUCGGGAAGUCCAAGCAGCUCAAUGUGAGCACCCCACCCAGCAUACUGGAGGGACACAUUUGGGGCUCCAUGAGGAGGACAGCUUUCAUCCUGGGCUCUGGUCUUCUCUUGUUUGUGGCCUUCUGGAACUCAGUCACAUGGCAUCUUCAGCGAUUUUGGGGUGCUUCUGGAUACUUUUGGCAAGCCCAGUGGGAGAGACUGCUGUCGACCUUUGAAGGGAAAGAGUGGAUCCUCUUCAUUAUAGGUGCCACCCAAGUGCCUUGUCUGCUCUUCUGGGCUUUCAAUGGGCUUCUACUGGUGGUGGACACCACUGGAAGACCCAACUUCAUCUCCCGCUACCGAAUUCAGGUUGGCAAGAACGAACCGGUAGACCCCACGAAACUCCGCCAGGCUGUGCGCACAGUUCUUUUCAACCAGUUCGUGAUCACUCUCCCUAUGGCAGUCUUCUUCUUUCCCCUCCUCAAGUGGCGGGGAGACCCCUGCGGCCGAGAGCUGCCUACCUUCCACUUGUUUCUUCUGGAGCUGACCAUCUUCACCCUGAUUGAGGAAGUCUUGUUCUACUAUUCACACCGGCUCCUUCACCACCCAACAUUCUACAAGAGAAUUCACAAGAAACACCACGAGUGGACAGCCCCCAUUGGGGUGACCUCUCUCUAUGCCCACCCUGUAGAGCAUGUGGCCUCCAACAUGCUGCCAGUGAUCGCAGGCCCCUUUGUGAUGGGCUCCCAUUUGUCCUCCAUCACGGUGUGGUUUUCCUUGGCCCUCAUCAUCACCACCAUCUCCCACUGUGGCUACCACCUACCCUUCCUGCCUUCGCCUGAAUUCCAUGACUACCACCAUCUCAAGUUCAACCAAUGCUAUGGCGUAUUGGGGGUGCUGGACCACCUCCAUGGGACCGACACCAUGUUUAAGCAGACCAAGGCCUAUGAGAGGCACAUCCUGCUGCUGGGCUUCACCCCACUCUCGGAGAGCAUCCCCGACUCCCCAAAGAAGAUGGAGUGAAAGGGCCCUUGCCAGUCCUAUCCCAAGAGUGGGAUUCCAAGACACCAAGGCCUCAUGAUUGCACCUAACAACUUGCCUCCUUCAGCCACACACUCUAAUGAUGGCACCAUUAGGGCAGAGGAGAGGCUGGCUUCCUAGAAAAGCAGGGCCAAGGAUAGGGCCAGGGCUUCCCCCAAACUUCUGUCCUUGUCCCUUCAUGGGACCAGGAGUUAGCUUAAGAAAAAGGGGAAAAAAGUUUCCCCAGACUGGAGGCCAGUCAGAGGAGGAAACCACUUUAAGAGGGCUCUGGCCAGGCCCUCUGGUCCUCUGCUGUGGGAUGGAGGAAGGUCAUCCCCUUCCCACUGUCUUGUGGCCUAGGUAAGAUGCAGAGAAUGAUGGAGAGGGAAGUAGGACUAAGGCAAUUUGGGCCCCAGGGAGAGCUCUUUCUGGUGUCAAGGAGUGGGGGAAUCAGAUCUAUCACUUUGCUUCUUCCUACCCUUUUGGGCUUUUCCAUACCUUAGUCAGGCCAGGGCCAGUUGUCCCUGGCAAAUAGUUACAGGUCUGAUUUUCACAUGCCAUGUGCCAGUCCCCAUUCCACCCACUCCCAUCACACACACACACAGGUCCCAUUUCAACUCUGCCUCACUACACAUAAACACCCACAGGUGCUCCUCCCUGAUCAACUGAUAACAAGGAAGCACAGGCUACACCCAGAAGGAUCAGGGUCACAAUCCUUUGGGGAUACCUGAGGAGUCCAGAAAAAAAUGGCCAAAGGGCAAAACUCUUUUUCUCUUGAAAUGGUUAACCAGUUUUCUUAACAGGGAUUAUUUGACUGGGUUUUAGCAGAUACAUUUUUCAAAUGAAAUCUAACCAGGACCCUUUUUAUCUGAAACAAAGCCACAGGGCUAUCUGGGUUUGAAACAAUCACCUCCCUUACCUCCCCUUAGGAGCAACAUGCUCUUGAACCUUGUAGCUCCCCAAAAUUCAGACUACUCUUUGAUAAGGCCACCAUUACUACUAUUAUCAUUUACCCCCACCCUACUGGGGAUUGAACCCAGGGGUGCUCUACCACUAAGCUACAUCCCCAGCCCCUUUUAUUUUUCUAUUUUGAAAAUAGAAAAUAUUGCCCAGACUGACCUUGACCUGGUGAGACUCUUACCAUCAACCUAGAGUCACUGAGAUUAUAGAGGCAAGUGCCACCACAUCUAGUUCAUUUACUAAAUUCUUGUAUGUGUACUUCUGCCUAUUACUGACUUUCAGUUCUUUUGGGCCAAGAAAACCACCUACUGUGACCAGGUGAGAUGGUGCACACAGCUGUAAUCAUGUGACCAAGGCAGAAGGAUCACUAGUUCAAAGCCAGCCUGGACAACUUAGCAUGACCCUGCCUCAAAAAAGUACAAGGGCUGGGGACAGAGCUCAGUGGUAAAGGUACCUCUGGGUUCAAUCCUUAGUACCAGGAAAAAGUAUAUGUAUGUAUGUAUGUGUAUAUAUAUAUAUGGAAAAUAACCUAUUGUGGUUUUACAAAAACCUUAACAUAGCUGGUACAGACCUGUAGACCCAGCUACCUGGGAGCUGAGGCAGGAGGGGCCAGUCUCUUUGCAACAGUGAGCCCCCAUCUCUUUGGAGACAAGGAAGAUCACACAGGGCCAAGCCUCCAAGCAAGACUACCCCAAACUACUUCCUCCUGAGCACCAGGACCACAGAGGACUUGCCCAGUAGGCCAAGUCAACACUCAGCAGGCAGCACCUUCCCUGGCCUUCCAAGCCCCCCUGCCCUCUCUGGCCUUAUGGGCCCAGUCCUGUCUAGUGUAUCCAACUGUUAAGUUCUCCCAGCUGCUGGCCUGCACCCACCUACAAGCAAGCAUCUGGAAACAAGUCCCUUAGUACACUUGAGAGGAUGGGGGAUGAGGAGACUAUAUGAGAAUUGCUUUAGAUUUCAAGGUGCUGUACAAAAGGCAUAGAGGGACAAGAGGCUGUUAUUGUCCUGGCUGCCAUUGUUUGGCACCUACACUUAUCCUUUUCUCAAAUAGAAUGGCCCUGAGGUUGGUAAAUAAGACUGGGGGAAAAAAGAAAAAAGCCUUAAAGUCCCAGCAGAAAAUGUGAAGAAAAAGCAUUUAAAAUAAACCUGCUUCCAUUUAUUCCUGA